AUGGGUAUUAAACAUCUUUAUCAAGUUAUCUCGGAAAAUGCGCCCGAUGCUGUUAAGACUGGCGAAAUUAAAAACCAUUUCGGCCGCAAGGUUGCAAUUGAUGCGUCCAUGAGUAUCUACAGCUUCCUCAUAGCUGUGCGCUCGGAAGGUCAGCAAUUAAUGAGCGAUACUGGCGAAACAACAUCCCACUUGAUGGGCAUGUUUUAUCGGACCCUUCGAAUGGUUGACAAUGGUAUCAAGCCUUUGUACGUCUUUGACGGUGCCCCUCCAAAAUUGAAGUCUGGUGAGCUAGCAAAGCGUGGCGCACGUAAGGCAGAGGCCCACGAGGCCCAUGAGGAAGCCAAAGAAACCGGCACUGCGGAAGAUAUCGAGAAAUUUUCGCGCCGCACCGUGAGAGUCACUCGCGAGCACAAUGCUGAGUGCAAAGAAUUAUUGAAGUUGAUGGGAAUUCCGUACAUCGAUGCACCCACCGAAGCCGAGGCUCAGUGUGCUAUUCUAGCGCGUGCAGGAAAGGUCUAUGCGGCUGCCUCCGAAGAUAUGGAUACAUUAUGUUUUGAGUCUCCCAUUCUUUUGAGGCAUUUAACAUUCAGUGAGCAGCGGAAGGAACCAAUUCAAGAGAUUCACCUGAGUCGAGCCCUGGAAGGGCUUAACAUGGAUCGCAAUCAGUUCAUUGAUCUUUGCAUUCUUUUGGGCUGUGACUACUUAGAACCCAUACCUAAAGUUGGACCUCAGACCGCCCUUGCCUUGAUACGCGAACAUGGCACAUUGGAGAAAGUGCUCGAGUUUAUGGAAAAGGACCCCAAGAAGAAGUAUGUGGUCCCAGAAGAUUGGCCCUAUCAAGAUGCGCGGGAUCUAUUUAUCGCGCCAGAUGUUCGCGACGCAAACGAUCCCGCCUGCGAUUUCAAGUGGGAAGCGCCGAACGUGGACGGAUUAGUUGAAUUCUUGGUUACUGACAAGGGAUUCAACGAGGAUCGCGUACGAAAUGGUGCUGCCCGGUUAACAAAAAACCUCAAAGUUGCCCAACAAUCUCGACUGGAGGGCUUUUUCAAGCCGAAAGCGCGUACCGAUGAGGAGAAAGCCAAUCUCAAGCGAAAAAACGAUGAAAAAAUUCAAGAGCAGAAGAAGCGCAAGAAGGAUGAAGCCAAGGCAAAGAAAGACGCGAAGGCCAAGCCGCGGGGUGCAGGCUAG
Penicillium malachiteum is the source of this 1188-nucleotide messenger RNA. RefSeq names its product multifunctional nuclease RAD27 (gene fen1). Gene Ontology annotation, cellular component: nucleus; cytoplasm. Bases 1 to 1188 code for a protein of 395 amino acids. Gene Ontology annotation, molecular function: 5'-3' exonuclease activity; DNA binding; 5'-flap endonuclease activity. Lineage: Eukaryota; Fungi; Ascomycota; Eurotiomycetes; Eurotiales; Aspergillaceae. The record is from RefSeq and is a predicted model, not a curated record. The transcript has 5 exons.